AUGAUUUCCAGUGCCCUCCGUUCUUCUUGCAGAGCCUCAGCAAAGCUGUGCUCUCUUGCAUCGCGACAAUCACAGCUUGCACGACGAAGCAUACACAACCUGCCUCUUUUGGCAAACCAGGCAACAUACGAGCAACAGGGUAUUCCUGGGCUCUAUAGCAAAGAAGGGUUCCGCGAUGUGUGGACUGAGUACCAACAGUAUCUUGUUGACGAGCUGAGCCGCGAGACAGCAGAGACUGAGCACGAGACACGGACGCCUUUUGGUAUUAUGCUCAAUACUGCUGCCAGUCAGCUUGACGCACCUGUUUUCAACUUUGCAUCGCAGGCACACAAUAACCAUCUUUUUGUGGAGGCACUCAAUUCACCCUUGACCAACCAGACACGGCCCAGUCCCAAGCUUCUUGAAGCGAUCCAGAAGUACUUUGAGGAUCUUGAUACCCUCAAGGCCGACAUUAUUGAGCUGGCCACUCUGCCAGAGAACUUGGCACCCGGCUGGGUGUUCCUGGUGGAAGGUGAUGAUAAGUCACUUUACUUGACGUAUGCUUUCCAAGCUGGUUCACCUUACUUUGCUGGCCGAUCUCAGGCAUUUGAUCUCAACACACCUAUGAGCAAGGAGAUUGAGGAGACACUUGAUAGCAUCCAGCUGGACGUUCUGGAGAAGGCUCCUACUUACAAUAUGCCUUUGAUUGCCAUUAACUGCUGGGAUGUGGCAUACAUUACUGAUUUCAAGGUUGCUGGACGUGAGGCUUUUAUUGAGAAAGUGUGGAAGUCGUUGAACUGGGAUGUUAUCAACAAGAGAUUCUACGGUAAUUAA
Molecule: messenger RNA, 813 nt
Organism: Magnusiomyces paraingens
Lineage: Eukaryota; Fungi; Ascomycota; Dipodascomycetes; Dipodascales; Dipodascaceae
Product: mitochondrial 37S ribosomal protein mS42
Exons: 1
Coding region: 1-813 (270 amino acids)
Biological process (GO): superoxide metabolic process
Molecular function (GO): metal ion binding; superoxide dismutase activity
Source: RefSeq, a predicted model, not a curated record